Molecule: messenger RNA, 621 nt
Organism: Eutrema salsugineum
Lineage: Eukaryota; Viridiplantae; Streptophyta; Magnoliopsida; Brassicales; Brassicaceae
Exons: 1
Coding region: 1-621 (206 amino acids)
Source: RefSeq, a predicted model, not a curated record
AUGCCAAAGCUGGGUAAGUUCUUAAAAGAUGCUAUUCUGAACAGGACAAACGAACUUCAAGGUAUGGUGGUAUUGAGCCAUAAGUGCAGUGCCAUUAUUCAGAGAAAGUCAAUUCUAAGGAAGUUAGCUGAUCCAGGGAGCUUUACACUCCCUUGUGCUAUAGGUCCUCUGAUGUUUGCUGGAUGUCUCUGUGACUUGGGUGCAUCAGUAAGCUUAAUGCCCUUCUCCAUUGCCAGAAAGCUGGGCUUUAGAACUUUUAAGCCAGCAAGAAUCUCCCUUGUCCUUGCUGAUAGAUCUGUGAGGUUACCUAUUGGAAUGCUAGAGGAUCUGCCAGUAAAGAUAGGUGGUUUUGAAGUGCCUACAGACUUUGUGGUGCUAGAGAUGGAUGAGGAACCAGUUGACCCUCUUACUUUAGGCAGGCCUUUCUUGGCCACAGCAGGAGCAAUUAUUGACGUAAGAGGAGGCAUAAUUGAGCUUCAACUUGGUUCUGAAAGGCUGAAGUUUGAUGUUAAUGAAAUGAUGAAGAAGCCAACAAUAGAAGGGCAAGUCUUCUAUGUUGAGACCAUGGAUGAGCUUGCUGAUGAGCUUUUAGAGGAGUUAAACACAGAAGAUCAUAUUUAG